Lathyrus oleraceus (garden pea) is the source of this 2040-nucleotide messenger RNA. Its product is annotated as calmodulin calcium-dependent NAD kinase. The transcript is spliced from 9 exons. The record is from RefSeq and is a predicted model, not a curated record. Lineage: Eukaryota; Viridiplantae; Streptophyta; Magnoliopsida; Fabales; Fabaceae. Bases 227 to 1783 code for a protein of 518 amino acids. Gene Ontology annotation, molecular function: ATP binding; kinase activity.
UUUAAAUACAUUACUAACAAAAAGUAAUAAAUUUCUUAAAAUGAGAUCAAUUAAUAUGUUGUACAAGCAAAACCGUAAGCACAUCCACGUGUUAUGAAUUUCCUUCAACAUGCUAACAAGAAAAUCAAAUUCUUCGGAAACCAAUGAGACACACAACAGAGUGAUCCACCACAUUUUCUUAUAGCUCCGGUGGUCUCUAUCUAGCUGUCUUUGAUUUCUAAUCGAAAUGCAGAAAGAGUAUAAUGGCAAGCCUAGUGUCACACAGAUCUUGGUGGCCUCUUCCAUUGGGUUGAUGAUUGCUGCAGCAAUGCAUUAUCGCCUAAAAAAGUUUCGAGAUCGAAAGAUCAUUCCGCGUUUGAGAUUAUCAAAGUCGGGCCAAACUCCCAAACUUGAGAGAUUCUCUCAUUACGUAGCUAGACAAAUGGGGUUCAGAGAUAAAAGGAACUGUCCUAAUUUAUGUAAAUUGGCUUCUGAAUACAUAAGAAAAUCUGAUGGAUGUGAAGAUGAUAUCUAUGCUUUCUUUGAAAAUGAACAAAAUGCUGAUUCACUUUUUGUUAAGCUUGUGGAGGAGUUUGAGAGAUGUAUUCUUAGUUACUUUGCAUUCCAUUGGAGCCUUGGUGAUUUAUUGAUAAGUCAGGUCUUGAGCUCUGACACUGAGCCAAAAAAGAAGUUCAAACACAUAGUUAUGGCAGCAACUAGGGAUCAAAGGGUUGAAAGGGUAACAAAGAAUUUGAAGGUGGCUAGAGUUUUCAAUACAUUAGUAGAAGAGAUGAGAGCAAUGGGACUUGUAUCGAAUGAUGACAACCGAUGCACAGAGGUUAUGGCUCCGGUGGCUCACAGUGAUAGGAGUCCUGUCCUCCUUUUCAUGGGUGGUGGUAUGGGAGCAGGGAAGAGCACCGUCCUUAAAGACAUUCUCAAAGAGCCUUUUUGGGUAGGAGCAGCUAACAAUGCUGUUAUCAUUGAGGCAGAUGCAUUCAAAGAAUCAGAUGUUAUCUAUAGAGCCCUUAGCUCAAGAGGUCAUCAUGACAUGAUUCGAAUGGCUGAAUUGGUACACCAAUCGUCAACAGAUGCGGCCUCAUCGCUCCUGGUAACAGCAUUGAAUGAAGGGAGAGACGUGAUUAUGGAUGGAACAUUCUCUUGGGUACCAUUUGUUGUGCAAACAAUAACAAUGGCUAGGAAUGUUCACCGACGUCGUUACCGAAUGGGAGCUGGUUACAAAGUGAAUGGUGAUGGAACAACAACAGAGAGUUAUUGGGAAAGAAUUGAAAAUGAAGAACCUGAACAAAUUGGCGGCAAAAAGAGGAAACCAUAUAGAAUAGAGCUUGUUGGAGUAGUAUGUGAUGCUUACCUUGCUGUUAUUAGAGGCAUAAGGAGAGCUAUCAUGUGUAGAAGAGCAGUAAGAGUGAAGUCACAACUGAAAUCACACAAGAGAUUUGCAGAUGCAUUUAUGACUUAUUGCCAACUAGUAGAUAAUGCAAGGCUAUACAGCACAAAUGCUUUAGAAGGCCCACCCAAAUUGAUAGGAUGGAAAGAUAGAGACAAGACAUUGCUAGUUGAUCCAGAUGAAAUUGAUUGUUUAAAGAGAGUUGCUAGGUUGAAUGAAGAUGCUGAUUCUAUAUAUGAACUUUACAAGCACCCUAACCCAACAUGUGAAGCAGGAUCUAUAUGGAAAGACAUUGUGUUAUCUCCUUCAAGGUUGAACAUCCAACAGGAGCUCAAGUAUUCAAUUCAAAAGGUUGAGAGAUUUUCAUGCCAGAAUGCUCCCUUGACAUUGGAGCAGUGAUAUUGAAUAUUUUCAAACUUAGCACUUAAGAUUAGGUUCAUAAGAUGGAUAUCAUCCAUGAGCUUUCAUAGGUUUUUGAAACUUAAAACUAGAAUUUUUUUUUAUCAUUGUUGUGUUAAUGUGAUAAAUCUAAAUGUACAAAAAAACAUCAUAUAGUCAAACUCUUGAAAUUGAGCAACAAUCAUAGCAUUUGACCUAAAUGCAGCCCUUAAAUAGUGAGCUAGCUUCAUGGAUGUGAGACAACACUUCCUCUUAAA